CAUUUGUAACUUGAUGUUUCCUUGUGCCACGGGGAAAAUCUUGCAAAAGUUGCUUACUCGUUACUAUCGUAUCGUGUUUUGGUUAGCUCGUGUCUUGAAGCCCCACUGUAUAUAAUAGGACGGAUAAAAACAAUCUUUGGGAACCGCUGUAGACAUUUCAGCAGUCGACCAUAUUAUGGUCCAUAUUAUGACAUAUUUAUGCUGAUAUUCACACCUUUGAAGGGUGACAAUGACCCCACCUGUUGGUAACUUGAGGUAACUGAAGUCAAAGCUGUAGCACAGAGAGUGGACAGAGGACUGAACUGGUUAUACAGAGGCCAAAAGAAUGUGCAGCAGGGUAGGGUGGUAAAGUGUGUUGAUGUAAAACGACAGACUGAGAAAAAUCAGUGAGGAAAAUAAGUAGUAAGGAAGUGAAGGAAACUAGGAAAAUGUUGAAGGAUGACUGGAAGAAAGAGCGACUAGAAGAACCUUCUGGACCUUCACAGUCACCUGGUGACUGGACAGGGACAACCGGGUGUUACUCGGGGACGUGGGAACAGAGCUGAUGUCUGUAGUCGUUUCAAUGUCAUGUCCAAUAGAUUUCAGCGCUGGUCAUGUGACCUGACCUGAGGUAAACUGAGGAUCUGUCAGCACUUCUAUCUUUGUCUCCUCCUUCAUCUCCUCGUCAUCCAUCACUGAGUUCCACAGGAAAUGAAGAAGUUCUGGAACAUUUUUAAAGUUGACAAGGUUUCGUUCUGAAGGGAAGGUGAGGAGGGGAGACGAGGGGAGAGGAGAGAAGACAGGAGAGAGGAGUAUCUGUCUGCUGGUGUUCAGUGUGUGAAGUCUGUCAUCAGACGUCUGAUCAUCAGGUCUCAGUUAAUGAUUACAAACUGAGGCAGAGGUCUCCGGGUCCUGAUCUGGACCAUGGACCUGGACUUUCCUUCAGUCCUCCUCUGAGCUCCUGCUCACUCCCCCCAAAAUGCUGCUGCUGCUGUUGCUGCUGCCACAGGAAAACUUGACCUCAGGCUGGACCGAGGCCGAGGAGGACCACCGCUCCCCGUCCGGGUCCGAAUCUGACACAGCGGCUGGCACUGGGCUGGAGACCGGACCAGAGGCGGUGCUGGUACCGCUAGUGUUCGGGUUGAUCUUUGUGCUUGGGGUUCUGGGAAACUGUUUGGUUCUACUGGAGAGAUACGGCAGCCUCGGGACACGCGGCGGCGGCGGCAACGGCGCAACCCGCGGCAGCGUUACCAACAUCUGGAUCGUGAACCUGAGCUCAGCCGAUCUGGGCUUCCUGCUCUUCUGUGUGCCCUUCCAGGCGUCCGUCUACUCCCUGCCGCACUGGCUCUUCGGCUCCUUCUUAUGUCGCUUCUCCCACUUCUGCUCCAGCGUCUCCAUGCUGGUCAGCAUCCUCACGCUGGUCGCCAUGUCCGUGGACCGCUACUUGGCUGUGGUGCGCGCCGGUAAGGCUGUUCGAGUCCGGAGCCGGAGAAACGCGCUGGUGGGUGUGUGUGUCAUCUGGACGCUGUCGGUGCUGUUCUCGGUACCUGUGGCCCAGCACCAGGUGCUGACGGGUCACACCGCCGCACCGAACAGCACCUUCUGCUGGGAGAGCUGGAGCCAACACGCGCACAGGCGCGUGUACAAGGUGUGCGUGUUUGUGCUCGGGUUCGUGGUCCCACUGCUGCUCAUCAGCUGCUGCUACGUCAAGAUUCUGUUUCAUCUUCAUAGAAAGAUCAAGAACACGUCGAAGAAGUCGGAGCGUUCCAAACAAAAGACAACUCAGACGGUCCUGAUGGUGGUCACCGCCUUCGCCCUCUGCUGGUUGCCUCACCACAUCAUCGUGAUGUGGGUGGAGUUCGGCCUCUUUCCUCUGAACGACGCUUCCUUCGUCUUUCGAAUCGUCUCCCACUGUCUGUCCUACGGACAUUCCUGCCUGAACCCCGUCCUCUACGCCUUCCUGUCUGAGAACUUCCGCAAGGCCAGUCGUCAAGUCUUCGACUGCCAUUUCCUGUACUCCACGCCACCUCCAGACGCCAUGGUUCGGUUUCACAUAGAGAACUUCUCCACCACACUCAGUGACCAUGGUGUGACCAGCAGGGGGAGCAGGACAUUGUGACAGUGGUGUCUUCAACUCUAACACAGACCAAGAUGGCGGCUCAGUCAACAGCUGCCGAUGAAAACUCUUCUCAUGAACUCUGACAUGAUUUCUGAGUUAAAAUCACUCACAAACAUUGAAUCUUGGAACUUAUUUUUGAUACACAUUUACUAAACUUUACAAACCUUAGCCUCAUAUCUAGAAAUGCUAUGUUUGGCACUGUAGCCAAUCAGAAAGCAGGAUAGCAUUAAGCUAGCUGUAACUGAAACACAGAUUAGCUUGGUUACUGAAAAGAUAAACAUUUUUCUGCCGUUCACAUUUCAGCUAAUUCCAGCUAACUCUUUAUUUUUGCACAUUUUUUACCUAAAAUGUAUUAUUUUGUUGUUGUUUUCUUAGCUUUUCACUAUUCACUACUGCUUUCUUAUAAUAAACCAUUGUUGUAUUCAGUUUUUGGACUUACUGACGUGUGUGUGUGUGGGGGGGGGGUCCUAUCUCAGUGGCCAGGCAGUUGGGCCUCUGGGGUUUGAGUCCAGUUGUUUUCUCGUGUGUGACAGGCUCCAGUGGCUUUGGUACCUGAAGAAGAAGAGGAGAAAAAAACUGUUGUUUUGUUUUUCUGAUAUUUUCAAAAAUACUGUAAUUAUUUUUAACUACAAAUCCAAAGGUUCUGUAAUCUAAAAAUGAAAUUCAAACCAAAUGUUUACUAGUGACACAUUUAUAAAAUCACAAUUAUAAAACAGAUGGACAUUUAAAGUCAACGUACAAUGACAUUUUUUUCACAUUUUUUACAAUUGUAUCUGUAUUUGUCAGAAAUGUCAGCAGUGAUUCAAUUUAAUGGUUUAUUAAAUGUAAAUUAAAAAUAUAUUUUUUUACCUUAGGUUAAAUAUGAUCUCUACUCAUGUCA
Cynoglossus semilaevis (tongue sole) is the source of this 2978-nucleotide messenger RNA. RefSeq names its product galanin receptor 1b (gene galr1b). Gene Ontology annotation, molecular function: G protein-coupled receptor activity. Gene Ontology annotation, cellular component: plasma membrane. The record is from RefSeq and is a predicted model, not a curated record. Gene Ontology annotation, biological process: G protein-coupled receptor signaling pathway. Lineage: Eukaryota; Metazoa; Chordata; Actinopteri; Pleuronectiformes; Cynoglossidae.